UAUUUGAUCUGCCAAUGGUGUACGUGCUGCCUUUAAAUCUCUCACCUCCCUCCCCCCCUUCAUUCUGAUCCAAAACACAUCGCUCCGACGGUGGGUGAUGUGACCAGAUCAUGGCAUCCGCUGUUACAUCCUCAUGGUAUCCCACGACCUCCAUCCUAAUUCAAUCUUCGCCAGACUCUCUUCUCUCACCUUUCGCUAUCCCAUCGUAAAUCACAAUGGACGACCUCAACGGUCUGAGUUGGUCCCCCAACUCCUCCAAUGACGCCCGCAAACCCCCGCCGAUGAGCUCCGGCUCCAACUACCUCGUCCCACCCAUUCGACACAACGACAACUCCGGCCGGUCCACGCCCAUUUCGGCCUCGUCGGGGGUCUCGUCCAAUGCACAAUCCAAACCCGCCACCCCAGGCAAGGACAGUUUCGCCGGUCUCGUGUCCUUCGGGUCCUCCAACCCCAACAAGAACCUGUCGCUUGUCGAGCAGCAGAAGAAGCUCCAGGAGGAAAGGGCCCGGAAGGACGCAGAGAACAGGUCUCGUUACGAAUCGCAGUAUGGAGGGCAGAAUAACCAGUUCUGGGACACCUUGGAGAAGGCCCCCAGUAGCAGGACCGCCUCGCCUGCGGUCGCCCCGCCACCGCAGAAGCCCACCUCCCCCGAUGAAGACGAUAUCCUGGCUGCGUUCGAUGCGUCCGCCCCCGUGGACGCUUCGACCAAUUUUCCCAUCCCCAGUCCUACUCCGUCGCCGCAGGUUGGGGCGAAGCCAUCCUUUCAGACACCUUCCAACACCACGAGCGCUGCGGGCCAGGGCAAUGGAAUGACGUUUAUGGAUGACGAUGAUCCGUUCGGACUCAACCAACUGAAACCGAAGCAGACUCCUUCUCCGCAACCGGCGCAGACCGAGGAUGAUGAUUUCCUCGGUCUGUUGAACAAACCGGUAUCGGAAUUCCCCCGCGAGCCCCCCCCUCAACCCGCUCGGCCUUCUCCGAGGCCCUCACCGGGCCCACCAGAGCGCGAGGGACCGACCCCGCCCCCGAAGCCCUCUAACGGAGUAGAUCGGGCGGUGGCAGAGUUGGUGGACAUGGGAUUCCCGGCAGACAAGUCCAGCCAAGCUCUGCGGAUGACGUCGUCAGGGAAGGACGUACAGGCGGCCGUGGGCUUGCUCCUCACGCAGGCCCAUGAAGAGGCGCGCCAGAAGUCUCGGAACAGCCCGGCCAUUGGGGACACGAGCCGCAGUCGGGAGCGGAGCCGGGGUCCGGACCGCGAUGUCCCUUCCUGGAUGCAGGAGGAGCGCUCUCGUGCGCCGCGAAGCCGUCCCGACAGCAUGUCUCCUUCGGGAGUCGAUAGGGACCCUUCUCAAGCCGCAGCGGCAUUUGGGAAUAAUUUCCUCAAGGCCGCGAAUUCUUUCUGGAAGACCACAAACAAGAAGGUGCAGAAGGUGGUGAAUGAGUUGAACGUAGACCAUGAUCCUAGCCAGCCCAAGUGGCUGAAGGAUGCCUCCGCUCACGAGGAACCUUUCCCGGGCGAGACUCAGCGGCCGGCUCGCCAGGAGCGGGCGAAGCCUGCAGAAUUCACUAACGAGGCCCUUCUGCUGGAGACUGGUUCGGACCCCCGUCCGGCACGGCCCUCCAGACGGCCCACGGAUGAGCCUUCGUCGCGCACGCACAGUCGCGACGUCCGGCCCCAACCCCCUUCAGCGGGCGAGAGACGGUCCCCGCAGCCGGCGUUCCUGCGACAGCAGGCGGGGAUCGAAAUGAGGGAUUCCCGGUCGCGCGCCUCCAAACUCGCGGUCGAGGAGCAGUCGGCGCAAGCAUACGUCAGUCCGGCUCGCAGAAAGCGGCCGACCGCGCCCUCGCCUGCUCCCGCGCAGAAUGUUGAUCUGUUCGAAUCCCCCGCCCCGCCGGCUCCUAGCCGUCGGCGCCCGUCGCCGUCGCCCGCGCCCACUCCGUCUUCCCGAACCUCCACGCCUUCCACAGCGCUCCCCGCGCGGCCCAAGCCCAAAGCGCCCCCGCGGACCAUCCCCACGGUCUCCCCAUCUGCGCUGUCGUCCACCCACCGCGAGCGAGAACGGGCCGCACAGGCAUACAAACGGGGCGACUACGCGGCGGCGCACGAGGCGUUCACGUCCGCUCUCGGACCGCUCCCCGACCAGCACCCGAUCACCAUCAUCGUCCGCAGUAACCGCGCCAUGACGGCGCUGAAGAUCGGUGAACCCAAGGUAGCCAUCGGUGACGCAGACGCGAUCCUACAACUGAUCGGGCCAUCCAAAGGCGACGGCGAGACCAUCGACCUGGCCAACGGCGAGCCCGGUAAGCCAAUGAAGGACUUCUUCGGCAAGGCCCUGAUGCGCAAGGCCGAAGCCCUAGAGCAACUGGAGCGGUGGGCCGACGCGGCCCAGGCCUGGCGACAAGCCGUGGAGAACGGCCACGGCGGCAGCACCAGCAUCCAAGGCCGCAACCGAUGCGAGACCGCCGCGGGGAUCAGCAAGCCUGCCUCAAAGCCCGCGACGCCAGCAGCAGCCGCUCGACGACCGCCUGCGCCGGCCCCGAAGAGGUCCGCGCUCGCCGACCUGCAAGGUGGUGGUGGACGGUCUCCACAUGCCGGCUACGAUUCCGCCGCCGUCAGUCGCCUCCGCAAAGCCAACCAAGCGGCGGACCGCGCCGACGAGGAGAAGUUCGCUCUAACCGAGAGCGUAGACGCUCGUCUGACUACGUGGAAGGGCGGAAAGCAGGACAAUCUGCGAGCACUCCUGGGCAGUCUCGACACAGUGUUGUGGCCUGAAGCCGGGUGGAAGAAGGUCAACAUGUCGGAGUUGAUCAUGCCGAAUAAGGUCAAGAUUCAGUACAUGAAGGGGAUUUCCAAGGUGCAUCCUGAUAAGCUCCCCACAGAUGCCACGACCGAGCAACGUAUGAUCGCAGGGGCCGUCUUUGGGACGUUGAACGAAGCGUGGGAUAAGUUCAAGAAGGAGAAUAAUCUUUAACUUUCUUCUUCACUUAUCCUCCUCAUUUUUUUACUUCUCCUUUAUUUUCACUUCUUUUCACGUUUACUUUUAUUUCUCUUUUUAUACCGUCUUUGGCAAAUGUUGUGUGCCUGCAUUUAUACUACAUGCUUCUUGUACAUAGACUUGACUUACUUGACUUGACCAUUCUACUUGAAAACAUAGAAGAACAUUUGACCAUCA
Molecule: messenger RNA, 3173 nt
Organism: Aspergillus candidus
Lineage: Eukaryota; Fungi; Ascomycota; Eurotiomycetes; Eurotiales; Aspergillaceae
Product: UBA/TS-N domain protein
Exons: 2
Coding region: 216-2972 (918 amino acids)
Biological process (GO): clathrin coat disassembly; clathrin-dependent endocytosis
Cellular component (GO): cytoplasm; vesicle; intracellular membrane-bounded organelle
Molecular function (GO): clathrin binding
Source: RefSeq, a predicted model, not a curated record